This is a messenger RNA of Chelmon rostratus (copperband butterflyfish), 399 nucleotides long. It is a transcript of the gene cga, whose product is annotated as glycoprotein hormones, alpha polypeptide. The transcript is spliced from 4 exons. The record is from RefSeq and is a predicted model, not a curated record. Gene Ontology annotation, molecular function: follicle-stimulating hormone activity. Bases 1 to 399 code for a protein of 132 amino acids. NCBI's taxonomy places the organism in Eukaryota, Metazoa, Chordata, Actinopteri, Chaetodontiformes, Chaetodontidae. Gene Ontology annotation, biological process: thyroid hormone generation; positive regulation of steroid biosynthetic process. Gene Ontology annotation, cellular component: extracellular region; follicle-stimulating hormone complex.
AUGAAGGGGCAACUUCCUCUCAACAUGGUAACUGCUGCAACCACGAUGAGCUCAGUGAAAUCAGCUGGACUGUCUCUUCUUCUGUUGUCUUUUCUUCUACACGUAGCCGAUUCUUACCCCAACAUUGACUUAUCAAACAUGGGCUGCGAGGAGUGCACGCUGAGAAAGAACACUGUUUUCUCCAGGGACCGCCCGAUCUAUCAGUGCAUGGGCUGCUGCUUCUCCAGAGCGUACCCAACACCUCUCAAGGCCAUGAAGACGAUGACGAUCCCGAAGAACAUCACCUCGGAGGCAACGUGCUGUGUCGCUAAGCACAGCUACGAGACAGAGGUGGCUGGGAUAAGGGUGAGAAACCACACAGACUGCCACUGCAGCACCUGCUAUUUUCAUAAAAUAUGA